AUGGACAACUUUCCACCGGAAGUGCAGCAUAUUUUGGCACCCGCCUUCGGCAUUCUUUCGGCCACGCAACUUACUCAGAUGGCUGAUCGGCUUAUGGAGAUGCACGGUUUUUCCAAGCCGUCUAUUUCAGCACUCUCAACUCCCUCAUCUCCCCCUGCGUCUCCCAUUUCGCAGUUAGAGAUCGAGCUCAACAAGCUGGCCGAUGAUAUAGCCGCUCUCCAGAAGUCCACAGUUUCUGCCUCAUCUCGGAGCCAACCUCAGUCGUCCACCCCGCAUGUCCAGUCUUCUCAUUCAGCCAGUCCAAACGCAGCUGCCACCUGCUGGUACCACACUACUUUCGGUGCUAAAGCCCGUCGCUGCGUCUCUCCUUGCUUCUUCACUUUCAAGCAGAACAAACGGGUAAAACCGGUCAGCCGGAAGGUCAGUGCAAGCAAUCUUUCCGACAGCUCUAACGCUGGUCGCACAUUUUACGUCCGCGACACCCGAAGUGACAGACGUUUCUUGGCUGACACUGGUGCCCAGCUAAGUGUCAUUCCACCCACACCAGCUGAUCGUCGGUGUCCCAAUCCCGGUCUUUUCCUACAGGCAGUCAACACAUCGCCGACUACCACAUUUGGCACCUGCUCCCUCUCUCUGGACAUCGGUCUCCGGCGUCUCUUCCCUUGGGUCUUCGUCGUUGCUGACAUCCCCUGUGCAAUUCUCGGUGCAGAUUACCUCGCCGCUUUCGAUCUUCUGGUCGACUGCCGUCAGUCACGUCUACACGACAAGACUACCAACCUUACUGUCCAGGGUAUCUCUUUCUCCGACGUCUCCCGUCAUCUUGCCGUCUUGGACCCUGAACCCGAGAAUCCAUUUCGGCAACUCCUCGCCAAAUACCCCGGCCUCACUCGCCCCAACUUCAGCGUUUCUAUUCCACCACAUGACGUUGUUCACCACAUUCGGACCACCGGCCCUCCCGUGUUUUCUCGCCCCCGCCGUCUCGCGCCUACACGUCUUGCUGCCGCCAAGGCCGAAUUCUAG
Molecule: messenger RNA, 1020 nt
Organism: Spirometra erinaceieuropaei
Lineage: Eukaryota; Metazoa; Platyhelminthes; Cestoda; Diphyllobothriidea; Diphyllobothriidae
Source: the annotation of a GenBank genome assembly